AUGGGGGUCAGGAUGGAAGUUGUUGAGAGGGAUCUUUUCGAGCAAGCAUGUCAGAGCCCAUCUGAGAACCGUUCAUACUGUAUUCUUCUUUCUGAAUCAUCCAUUUCCAUCAGUAACUCAGUCUCUUUGCCUCCAGCAGUUAUGCAGCAAACACCACCUUCUGGACAGAAUUCCAUCAGCCUCCAACCGGAUGUUUUGGAUUUUAACUGUGCUGAGAGGAAAGGAAAAUAUACCGAAAAUUGUGAAAUGAUGGAGUUAUCCGUCUGUAAAGAGGCGUUUAUUGAGCCAAGAAUAUCGCCGGCUGUCAAGACAGUCUCUGUACGAACGGAGCAAAGCAAGAUGAAUUGCAAUGAUAGCCUUCACACUUCGAUUGCAAUAAACUCCUCGAUAAAUUUAAAUAAAUGCCAUUUCUCUGAAGGUGAAGGGUUGUCGUUUCCUUCCAACAUUCAAAAUUAUCUGCCUAGGGUAAACGAGAAACUAGGAGAUAUACCAGAAACUAUGGAUGCAUCACAUUCUACCCCUACACAGCCAUUCUUUGCGUUGCAAGAGGCUUAUGAGUUUAAACCAUUAUCAUCUGCCAACUCCUCAACUACUUUGUCCAUACAAGAUCAGGGUCUCGAACCAGAAUACAAUCCCCAGCUAGGGCGGCGUAAGGCACGCUCAAAAGAAUUUUCUAUUGUUCCUUCUCGCAGCAUUUGGAAUUCAUCCCAGAUUCCCUGCAGGGCUGUUCGUGACAAGAGCAAUGGCAGUUGUCAUAAUGAACAGCCCUUACGACGCUCGAUGAGGAAAGAAAGUCGACAGAAAUCAAAUCCGGCCAGAAAAAAGCCUUCUUAUUCUUUGAUAGACCGAAUAUUUCGUGUUACAUUUGCUGGAUCUGAUUUUCCUGAAAAUAGAUACAGAAAUAAUGGGCUUAGUUCAAGCAUCCAUCUUGACCGGCUUGAAGAAUCCCGCUGUCGUGCGAAGCAAAGGACGCAAAAUGGAACAAAUAAAUACUGCAGUUCAACCCAACUUUUCAUAGAAACUUCGGCUCGGUUGCAAGACAUGAGAGAAAAUCACGUAAGUCAGGCAAGCAGAGUUAAAUACAAGGAUAAAAUCAGGGACAAGCCUCGUCAACGUAUGGAUCUUAAUAUUGGUGGUUCAAAACACAAAACCCUCAGAAGACAGGCACCUAUAAAAUAUGCAAUCGAAAGCAUACGUAAAGAUUUUGAGCCUAUUCACCAGACUACCAGUCUGAUGGGGCUAAAUAAGAAGCAAAACAUAAAUCAAGCUCAAAAUAAUCGUACAAGCAUAACUGGCUUUACUGAGUCUACUUCAUUGAGCCAUACGUAUGAUGCAAGACUCCGUGAGUAUAAUGCUAAAAAUAUCAGGAAUGCAAAUGUGAAGACCGUUGAUGCUACUGAAAAGCCAGAAUGUAAUUUAAGGAAAAUAGAGGUAGAGGCGAACGAAAUUUGCGAGAACACCAAUAAUAAUAACAUAAGCAACCAACUUGACACUAAUGAUAAGAACGAAGAUGGGGGUAGCAACCGUAGUAAAAAUCAGAUCGAAUCACAACCCGGCCAGAAGGCAGCUUGCUCAGUAACUUCACCUGUGAUGGCAGUUGAUAAAAAGGAGUUAGACCAAGCCGAAGAAAUGCGCAUCGCCACAAAUGAGUUCUCCAUCUUGUCACCCACAACGGAACAUUUUCAACCGAAAGAUCAACCGGCCAGCGGAAGCAGCAUCAGUGGCAGCCUUUCAAUUGUGGUGACACCUGAUGUCAGGAAUGAUAAUAGCGCUGAAGCUAGGCCAAUAGGAUUAGGCCAACCAACUGCUAGAAUGGACUCCUCUGGACAGGAAGAGCAUACAACAGAUCAGAUGUUGGAAUUUUCGUCCAGUCGUGCCUCGGAACCGGAUUCCGAUGUGACAUUAGAUAGUGCUGACCAACUGCCAGGCCACCUGAUAUUAACACCUUGGCUGCGACCGGCCCUAAGACAGCCUCUUUUACUUCCAGAACACUUAGCAAAUGCAUAUCGAGUUAAUUUAGGCACAAAUGGUCAAAUCUUAGCUCAUGCCAACAUAUAUCCACACACCAUGUACGCCCAUCCUCACUCUCACCCACAUCAACAGCAACAGACACCAAUAAUAUCCUCAUUAUCAUCCCCCGUUCAAUCAGGUUUGAAUCAAAUACAACAUGUCCCAUCACAUGCGCACCUAUAUCCACACGUUGUAGAUCAGAGAAAUAUCAACAUUGGGCUGAUCUCAGAAGACGGCGCAGUGCCGAUCAGCUGGACCUAUUCAGUCGGGCAAGUUGGUCGGCUUGGAGGAUUGGGCUGUGGUGAUGAUGGAACAAACCGACGGGCUUUGCUCGAACAUCAAGCUUUGAGGCUGGGGGAACUCGGCUUUUUCAGCUUUGAUCAGCCUUGGGACAGUAGAGGCUCCAAUUCACAGAUUGGGUCACUAUCUGGCCUGUAUACGGGGUAUUCACGAUCUACCACAUUGCCAAGCGUUCAUGAAACCAGCAGUUUGGAAAACGUUCAAUCCUCAGAUGAUAAUUACGAGUCUGUAUUUGAAGGCCUACUUUCAGUCUUCCAUACGCGAAAUGAACACGAGCCAGAUGUGGCCUUUGAGCCUACCCAGACGGCAAUUACUGAAAUAACGGUUCUUCGGGGGACAUCAGGGCAUCUUGGACAAGUGGAGCAGAUUGGUUCCAUGCAGGAAACAGACGAGAGUGGAAUGGUGACGGUGCACAGCAUCCCUUCGGAGAUAAUCAGCAGUAUGCCAUUAUUUACGCCGACGACACCGAGUCAUUCCACAGUAACGGCCAGUACAUCACAUUUGAGGCAUGGACUUCUUGACUCAUCUGCAUCAGCAUGUCUAGUAACUCUGUCGCAGCCUCUCCCUCUAGUACCAGCUUCCCUGCCUGUGCUGGGCCAACAGCAUCAGGAUUCACCCAUGGUAUCGGCUACACCCACCACAUCCUCUCCUAGCGGGAUGUCUGGGCUACCGUUAACUGUGCCAGCAACUAGUAUAUUCCGACAUCAAGGAAAACAUGGGGCUAUUCAUCAUUCUCCCGCCGCUCCUUGA
Protopolystoma xenopodis is the source of this 3060-nucleotide messenger RNA. The record is from the annotation of a GenBank genome assembly. NCBI's taxonomy places the organism in Eukaryota, Metazoa, Platyhelminthes, Monogenea, Polystomatidea, Polystomatidae.